AUGUUAAUUUUAUUACUAUUCUAUAUAAUACAAAUUUUUGCUUUACAAGUCGAUCCAUUACCAAAACCUCAAUUCAUUAAAUGGUAUGGUCAACCUUUAAUAGUUGAUUUAAAAAAUUUAUAUUUGGUAGGUGGAUAUGAUAUAUUGGAUAAAGCAUUAAGUAGAGUGAAACAAAGAAAUUUACUAUCACGUAUUGAAAAAGAUACAUUUUUUCAGUUUCUUCCAUUAAAAAUUGAGGUAUUAGUUGAGGAGAAUGAAACUCAAUUGCAAAUUGACGUUGAUGAAUCUUAUGAAUUAAACAUUAGCUCUGACAGAGGUGUAGUUAUCAAAAGUGAAACAAUUUGGGGUGCUUUACGUGCAAUAUCAACUUUUCAACAACUAUUAGUCACAACAAAUGGGAUGGUAAUUAUAGAACAAUCAGUCUUAAUUAAAGAUUCACCAAAAUUUCCCCAUCGAGGAUUAAUGAUUGAUUCUGCCAGAAAUUUUUUAACAAUGGAUUCAAUUUUGGAACAAAUAGAUAUAAUGGAAUUGGUGAAAAUGAACGUGUUACAUUGGCAUUUAGUUGAUACUCAGAGCUGGCCACUUAUUUUGAAAUCUCAUCCUGAAAUGUCUAAUGAUGCAUUUUCAAAUGAUGAAAAAUAUACAAUGGAUGAUUUAAAAUUCAUCCAGAAUUAUGCAAAUGAAAGGGGGGUAAUUAUUAUACCAGAAAUAGAUAUGCCAGGCCAUGCUAGAGCUGGUUGGAGACAAAUUGAUAAUGAUCUUGUUGUAUGUGGAGAUUGCUUCUGGAAAGGUUUUGCUGUGGAACCACCACCUGGUCAAUUGAAUUUAUUGAAUAAUAAAAUUUAUGAUGUAAUCGAUGAUGUAUUUAAAGAACUUAGAUCAUUAUUCACCACAAUCCACGUUGGAAAUGACGAGCUUCAGGAAUCAUGUUUUCCACAAGAAUGGUUUAACAACAAGUCUUUAAAUGAUUUGGUACAACAUUAUAUUGACAAAACUUCAUCCAUAUUUAGCACAGCUAAUAUCAUCAUGUGGGAUGACAUAGUACAGAAUCACAAUGCGAAAAUCCCGCAGAAUGUAAUAUUACAAGUUUGGCAUGAACAAGGUGUCAUAAAAGAGUUAACAAAUAAAGGUCAUAAAGUAAUUGUAUCUCUGGCAGAUCAUUUAUAUUUGGAUUGUGGACAUGGUGGAUUUUUAACCAAUGACAAAAGGUAUAUUGAUAAACCUGAAAAUGAUAAGUUUAAUCUGGGCCAAGCUGGUAGUUGGUGUGGUCCGUAUAAAACAUAUCAAAGAAUAUACUCAUUUGAUUUUUUAAAAAAUUUGACUGAAGAAGAGAAAGAAUUGGUUAUUGGAGCUGAAGCUGCGUUAUGGUCGGAACAAGUUGAUUCUAACGUUUUGACAAGUAUGAUUUGGCCAAGAGCAGCAGCUUUAUCUGAGUUGUUGUGGAGUGGGCAUUCUUUGGACGGUUUGAGAGAAUUCACCCCUAGAAUAUUUAGGUUUAGAGAAUUACUAGCGAAACUAAAUUACAAAGUACCACCUUUGGCAUCAAAGUAUUGCUUAUUAAGUCCAAAUGCUUGUAAUUAUGAUAAUUAUUAA
Messenger RNA from Lodderomyces jiufengensis, 1593 nucleotides. RefSeq names its product Hex1p (gene HEX1). The transcript has a single exon. Gene Ontology annotation, cellular component: membrane. Lineage: Eukaryota; Fungi; Ascomycota; Pichiomycetes; Serinales; Debaryomycetaceae. The record is from RefSeq and is a predicted model, not a curated record. Gene Ontology annotation, molecular function: beta-N-acetylhexosaminidase activity. The coding region runs from base 1 to 1593 and encodes 530 amino acids. Gene Ontology annotation, biological process: glycosaminoglycan metabolic process; carbohydrate metabolic process.